CUGCGACUUUUGUAAACAGAAGCAAAUGUGUUUGUUAUUUUCUUUUCUGUGACAGAUUUGAAGCUUCUUAAUUUAAAACAUUUCAAAGUAUUUGUAAGUUCGCAAUCCAUUUGUCAGAAAAAUGAGUGAUUUACUAGGUUCAAUUCUAAGUUCUAUGGAAAAACCGCCUUCUGGAAAUAGCGAAAGAAAUAAAUUAUUGCAAAAACAAAAGAAAAUACUAGAGAAACAACAAGCUGCACAAAGGGCUAAAUUGACUAGCUUUCGAGAAAAGAUUGAAAAAACUAUUAAUGAUUUUAUACAAGAUCCACUUAAACAAAAUUACAAAUUCUCACCUACGGAUAAAGUUUAUCGAAAUAUUAUACAUGAUGUGGCUGAUAUAGCUGGUUUAUGCACCUAUGCUUUUGGUGAGGAUGAAGUUGAUAGAUAUGUAAUGGUGUUUAAAAAGGAAUAUGCACCUUCAGAAGAGGAAUUGAAAGCGUAUAGAAAUGGAGAAGAAUGGGAUCCUAUAAAAGCUAAGGAAGCAGCUUUACAAAGGGAGAAACAUAAGUUAGAAGAAGUUGAAGAAAGAAAUAAAAGAGAUUUCGAAGUAGAACCAGCGUGUAAUUAUGCUUCAAAAUAUGAAAAGUUAUUGGGCCGUGAUGCAGGCAUAGCUGCAGCAAAAAUAGCCACUCCCAAUAAACAAUUUGGUUUUGUUCCAAGUGAACAAAAGAAAGACCAAAGAUCAAUUGAACAGACCUUGGAUGAUAUUCAAGCAAAGAAGAAGCUAAAAAAGGCUCAUGAUGCUGUGCAGAGUGUAAGUGAAACAUCAUCAUGAGUUAAUUUUCAGUCAUUUUAGAACUAUAUUAUCAUUUGCAUAUAUUGGAUCUAAAUUUUUCUUCAAGACACAAGUGAUUUAGUUUUCUUCUUGAUAUUAAAAUUUACUCUAGUACAGUUAGACUACUAUAAUCGGUACUCAAAUAUUUGAGUAACUUCAUCAGUUCCUGUUUGGUUUGAAUAGUGACUGGAAUGAAUUGAACUUGCAGUGAUCAAACUGGACAUUUUUUUUCCAUUUAGGACAGUUGAUUGUGAAUUCAUGUAAACAAAUACUCAACAUUUAUGAAUAAAUUUUUUAUACAUAAAUUAA
Molecule: messenger RNA, 1123 nt
Organism: Argiope bruennichi
Lineage: Eukaryota; Metazoa; Arthropoda; Arachnida; Araneae; Araneidae
Product: sperm-associated antigen 7-like
Exons: 7
Coding region: 122-814 (230 amino acids)
Molecular function (GO): nucleic acid binding
Source: RefSeq, a predicted model, not a curated record